Molecule: messenger RNA, 1290 nt
Organism: Canis lupus familiaris (dog)
Lineage: Eukaryota; Metazoa; Chordata; Mammalia; Carnivora; Canidae
Gene: DUSP23
Product: dual specificity phosphatase 23
Exons: 3
Coding region: 29-496 (155 amino acids)
Biological process (GO): protein dephosphorylation; cilium assembly
Molecular function (GO): protein tyrosine/serine/threonine phosphatase activity
Source: RefSeq, a predicted model, not a curated record
GCGGGGCGCGGGGGGCGCUUCCGCGGCGAUGGGCGCGCAGCCCCCCAACUUCUCGUGGGUGCUCCCGGGCCGGCUGGCGGGGCUGGCGCUGCCGCGGCUCCCCGCGCACUACCGCUUCCUGCGGGAGCAGGGCGUGCGGCACCUGGUGUCCCUGACGGAGCGCGGGCCCCCGCACAGCGACAGCUGCCCCGGCCUCACGCUGCACCGGCUGCGCAUCCCCGACUUCUGCCCGCCCGCCCCCGAGCAGAUCGACCGCUUCGUGCGCAUCGUGGACGAGGCCAGCGCGCGCGGGGAGGCGGUGGGAGUGCACUGUGCCCUGGGCUUUGGCCGCACGGGCACCAUGCUGGCCUGCUACCUGGUGAAGGAGCGGGGCCUGGCUGCCGGGGACGCCAUCGCCGAGAUCCGACGCCUUCGACCUGGCUCCAUCGAGACCUACGAGCAGGAGAAAGCCGUCUUCCAGUUCUACCAGCGGACCAAGCCCCGCACGACGAGAUAGCAGUGCUUCACGAGCGCGUCCGCGGUGCCCGUGCGUCCCAGGCCGAGGCUCCCAGCUCCUGCAGGACGUGGGCACAUGGGCCCCCACCACGCACAGUGGUGCCAACAGCCGAGUUUUCCAGACGCAGCAGGGACAGGGGGGCGGCCAGGUCACCCCGACGGCGCCCUCCUGUGUGGCCAAGGCAGCCUAGGCCGCCGGCUGCCAGCACCUCCUCGCGUCCUUUCCACAGCCGCCCGCCCAAGCCCCGACCGGCGCUCUCGCCGGGUGGCACAUUAGCCAGAGUCUCGCCAUUCCUCCGGGAGGGAGACAGGCCCUAAGACACCUCCCCGGUCUCCCCGAGGUGUGUCAGAGCUGGGGCGCAGCUCUCCAUCCUGUCCCCGGCCCCCCGCCCCCCUGCUGCUCCCCGAUGCCAACCCAAGUCCCUUCCAGAGGGAGUGUGCAUGCACGCGUGUGUAUGCGUGCGCACGUGUGCCAGUGACGCAGGAGGUGGCUGCAUGGUCCGCUCCCCACGUCUCUCCCCUCCACCUACUGGACGGAUCGGAGAGGAGAGGCAGGACCCCUGAAGCCUCUGAUCCCACCGGCCCCUCCCCACAUCCCCUGCGCGAGGGGAGCCUGCCGGGCCUUCCUCCCGGGCUCCUUCAGAGGAGACUUUUCUAACCCUGUUAGUCCCGUGAGCAGCCUCCGUCCCCAUAAUUUAAGCAGAUCUCCCAGCCUCAAGAGUUCCUUGGGGAAAUAAACAUAUAAUUAUGUGCUUAAGGAAAUCGGUUUUAAAAUAAGUAAGAGUUGACUUGAAA